Molecule: messenger RNA, 1329 nt
Organism: Hyaloscypha bicolor E
Lineage: Eukaryota; Fungi; Ascomycota; Leotiomycetes; Helotiales; Hyaloscyphaceae
Product: aromatic compound dioxygenase
Exons: 3
Coding region: 247-1236 (329 amino acids)
Biological process (GO): catechol-containing compound metabolic process
Molecular function (GO): catechol 1,2-dioxygenase activity; ferric iron binding
Source: RefSeq, a predicted model, not a curated record
GUCACCACCUCCGCUGCAAAAUCUUAUGAUAUAUCACCUUGUUCUGACCCUCAAUUGAAGAAACAAAAGGAAGCUGCGGAGGACACAACUCGAUCAAUCAACCACACCUUCCGAAAUCCCCACAUUACACUUACCCCACCCCAGCAUCAUCACCCUUCACGGAAAUCCAUUUCCUGCACGCUUCACCUCCUUGAAUUUCUUCUCCCCGCACUCUCCCCCAACUCAACAACAAUCCGAUCUUCCAACAUGGAUCCAGCACACGUUAACGUCCCUGCAAUGAUGGACCUAACCAUCGACAACAUCACCGAUAACACCGUGAUCAUUAAUUCGCAAGGCUCAGAUCAGCGCCUCACUUACGUGAUGGAGCGCCUCGUUACACACCUGCACGAUUUCGCGCGGGAGACGAGACUGAGUACAACCGAGUGGAUGGCGGCCUUGAACUUCUUGGUGAGAGUUGGGCAGAUUAGCAGCGAUGUGCGACAUGAAUUCAUCCUCCUCUCCGACAUCCUCGGCCUCUCCCUCCUUGUCGACGCAAUCGACCACCCCAAACCCCCCGCGUCAACAGAGGGCUCGGUCCUCGGCCCCUUCCACACCCACGAAGCAGAAACCAUACCCAACGGGGACUUGAUGUCUCACGACCCCGAAGGGGAGCCUUGUCUCGUUCUCUGCUCCAUAAAAGACGUGUCCGGGAACCCAAUUGAGGGCGUGAAGAUCGACAUCUGGGAGACGGAUAGUACAGGACAUUAUGACGUUCAACACAGCAAUAGACAGGGGCCCGAUGGGAGAUGUGUGAUGAAUAGCGACAAGGAGGGCGUGUUUUGGUUCAAGGCAAUUGUGCCGGUGCCGUACCCGAUUCCCCACGACGGGCCGGUUGGACAAUUGUUGAAGUUGUUGAAGAGACAUCCGUGGCGGCCGGCGCAUAUGCAUUUUAUGUUUGAGAAGAAGGGGUGGGAUCAUUUAAUUACUGCCCUUUACAUCCGCAACGACCCAUACGAGACCUCAGAUGCCGUCUUCGGCGUCAAAAAAUCCCUGAUCGUCGACUUCAGCACCGCUGAUGCUGCCAUUGCACAGAAGUACGGAGUCAAAGAAGGAAGCAAAGUUUUGAAACAUGAUUUCGUGUUAGUGGAUGAGAAGCAGACGGAACGAUUGAGAGAUGAGAAUGCGUUGAAGGCGAUGAAAAAACUGGGAAGGAAGGUCAAGUUAUUGAAUCACCUGCCAGUGCCGGAUGUUGAUUAGACUCUUAUGCACAAAAUUUUCAUUAAUGCUAGCCUUCAAGUGCAGUUCGAGAGGGCAAUGCUGAGAAAUAUGAGAGGAUACUAUGCUACCUGC